Tyto alba (common barn owl) is the source of this 7862-nucleotide messenger RNA. It is a transcript of the gene USP49, whose product is annotated as ubiquitin specific peptidase 49. NCBI's taxonomy places the organism in Eukaryota, Metazoa, Chordata, Aves, Strigiformes, Tytonidae. Gene Ontology annotation, molecular function: cysteine-type deubiquitinase activity; zinc ion binding. Gene Ontology annotation, cellular component: cytoplasm. The record is from RefSeq and is a predicted model, not a curated record. The transcript is spliced from 7 exons. Gene Ontology annotation, biological process: protein deubiquitination. Bases 355 to 2448 code for a protein of 697 amino acids.
UCACAAAGCCCGGUACGUCACCGGCCGGGGCCGGGCCCGGGCAGGCCCCGCCCCUCGCCGCUGCCCUCCCGCUCCUCAACCGUAAGCCAUUGCAGGGCUCUUCCUAGCGGCUGCGCAGAGUUCGUAAGCUCCGCCAGAACUCUCUCUGCCGCGGCGUAGACUGCUCAAACGACGUCCGUCGGGCUUUGAAGCUGUGCUGCCUUACAAUGAAGAGUUAAGUAGUAAUUAAAUUCUCGAAGAACCGCCAAGACUCCUUUGGCUGAAAUGGGGAUGUUCCGCGCCCUGGAUGCUGUGUCGCGGAGGAGAGGAUGUUUAGACAUGACUCCGUCAAAGCAGCGAAGACUUCUGUAAGACAUGGAUAGAUGCAAACAUGUUGGGCGGCUACGACUCGCCCAGGACCACUCUAUCCUGAACCCCCAGAAGUGGCACUGCGUGGACUGCCAGACUACGGAAUCUAUCUGGGCUUGUCUGAAGUGCUCCCACGUGGCCUGUGGGAGGUACAUCGAGGAGCAUGCACUUAAACACUUUGAAGAAACCAGGCAUCCACUGGCAAUGGAAGUUAAUGAUCUGUAUGUCUUUUGUUACCUUUGUGAAGAUUAUGUCUUGAAUGAUAACCCGGAGGGUGAUUUGAAAUUACUGAGAAGUUCUCUGUCAGCAAUUAAAAGUCAAAAACAUGAUCCGUCAACAAGAAGUGGCAGGACAUUGCGAUCAAUGGCUUUGGGGGAGGACAUGUGCAGCCAUCAAAGGACCCCUCAGGGACAAUCUCAGAUGCUUACAGCUCUCUGGCACAGGCGCCAGUCCUUGCUUGCCAAGGCGCUGCGGACCUGGUUUGAUAAGAGCUCUAGAGGCCAGCUAAAGUUAAAACAAAAGAAACAAAUGGAGGAGUUGGAGAAAAAGAAGGAGGCAGCUAGGCAGCGGCGGCAGGAGAUGAAGAGACAACUCCUGGAGGAGCUGGCAAGCACUCCUCCGAGGAAGAGCGCAAGGCUGUUGUCUCACGUGCACAGAGAGAACUUGAUUCCAAGGAAAUUCAGGGAGGUGGCAACCGCUUCCCCUACCUCAAGGCAGAUGCAGAGCAGCAGAUUCAAACAGUUUUAUUCCAUCCGGCGUAAGCCUCUGAUGACUCCCGGGGUAACGGGUCUAAGGAACCUGGGAAACACAUGUUAUAUGAAUUCUAUUCUGCAAGUGCUAAGUCACCUCCAGAAAUUUAGAGAAUGUUUUUUGACACUUGAUCUCUGUGAAACAGAAGAACUCUUAGCUAAAACUGUGAAUGGGAAGUCUAGGAUGCCUGGCAAAUUGGCAAAUGGGUCUGCUGCUAAUGAGUCAGGGAAGACUGACAAAGUGGGAUCAUAUGGCACGCAGAGCUUGCCAGCUGGCUUAAAUGGUGGCUCCUCAAUAAGCAGGAGUUUAGAACUAAUACAACCCAAGGAACCGAGUUCAAAGCACAUCUCUCUCUGUCACGAAUUGCACACACUCUUCAGAGUGAUGUGGUCUGGCAAGUGGGCGCUGGUGUCCCCCUUUGCCAUGCUGCACUCUGUGUGGAGCCUGAUCCCGGCGUUUCGAGGUUACGAUCAGCAGGACGCUCAGGAAUUUCUCUGUGAGUUGUUGGAUAAAGUACAGCAGGAGCUGGAGUCGGAAGGAACGAAGCGCAGGAUCCUCAUCCCUUUCUCGCAGAGGAAGCUCACCAAGCAGGUCCUGAAGGUGGUGAACACCAUUUUUCACGGGCAGUUGCUUAGUCAGGUCACCUGCAUAACAUGCAACUACAAAUCCAACACGGUUGAGCCCUUUUGGGAUCUUUCCCUGGAAUUCCCCGAGCGCUAUCACUCUAUCGAGAAAGGGAUCAUCCCUGUUAAUCAGGCAGAGUGCAUGCUGACAGAAAUGUUGGCCAAGUUCACCGAGACCGAAGCUCUGGAAGGGAGGAUAUAUGCGUGUGACCAGUGCAACAGCAAACGGCGAAAGUCUUCUCCUAAACCUCUAGUUCUGAGUGAAGCUAAAAAGCAGUUAAUGAUCUACAGACUACCUCAGGUCCUCCGACUGCACCUUAAACGAUUCAGGUGGUCUGAACGUAAUCACCGUGAGAAGAUUGGGGUCCAUGUCCUCUUUGACCAGGUAUUAAACAUGGAACCUUACUGCUGCAGGGACUCUCUCUCCUCUCUUGACAAAGAGACCUUUGUCUAUGACCUCUCCGCUGUGGUGAUGCAUCACGGGAAAGGGUUUGGCUCAGGACACUACACAGCAUAUUGCUACAACACAGAGGGAGGUUUUUGGGUCCACUGCAAUGACUCCAAACUGAAUGUAUGUAGCGUGGAGGAGGUGUGCAAAACGCAGGCCUACAUUCUUUUUUACACUCAAAGAACAGUGCAGGACAAAGCAAGAAUCUCAGAAAAACAACUCCAAGCUCAGGUGCCGUCCAAAAAUAGCGAUAAGGACAGAAGACUGACAUUCCCAUGAUGGGGAGCUCUGGAACUCAAUCAGCAGUUUCAGUUUUUUUAAAAACCAUUGGCGUUCACAUCUUUCCUCUUUGUGGGAAAAAAGGCUCGCUGCAGGAAGGGGAUCCGAUCGUGACGUUUGCCGCCCAGGGUCUGGAAAAGCGUAUCGAGCUGUGCAAUUCUGACACGUAAGAUUUUAGUCAGAAUCUUGUUUUUAUAGCAUCUUGUUGUUAAGUGAUGCUCACAACAUGAAAUGAGAAAGUUUGAUGCUGUAUAUCAUUCAUCUCGUAUCAAAAGGGAAUUGCGUACGGUGUGUAACAAAUGAGCACAACCAGGAAAUAGAAGCAUUCAACUGGCUUCAGAAACUUUCAGUACUUAGUAAUGCUGAUAACACUCCAGAAAGAACAGGUAUAGUACCCUCCCCUUUAAUUGCCAUUCAGAUUUCCGGGGUUUGAAUCACACAGUCACCCAGGUAUUUAUUUGAACAGUUGUCGGAUAGAUGGAGUUGACUGCCCUGAGAGCCGUUCUUGCUGGAGAAAUGUUUAACCUUCUACUAGAGAAAAUAUUCCUCAGGCCUCAGCUAUCUCUGAUACCAAUUUCUUUGCCAUCAGUUGAGGGCAAACCCAUGGCUGACAAGCUUUGUCAACAGCUCAUUUUCUCAGUGUUACUGGGGCUGUGUGCACACUUGAUGGUUUAUUCUCUGGACUGAACUUCAUUGGCAGCUAAAUUCACUAGGAAUGUGAUUUUAAAACAGUUCUGCUCUGGAGAAAGUGUGUUUAAAAAUACAAAACCCAGUAGUAAACCAGGAAUGUACAUGUGUGUCAUAUCUGUUUACAGUGGCAGCAAAAACAAAGCCUAUACUACAGGCUUCUGCUGGCAUAACUUUGUCAUCAGGUUUAUAAAGAAGUCUGAGUCCUGGCUUACACAGCUGUGACAGCAGAAGCAGGUAGCGUGGAGGCAUCUUACACUGGCAAAUUAGCACUUUUUUACAAGUGUGUCUUGUUUUCCUCAGGGGAACAGGGUGGUGGUAAUACCACAACAGUGGGAGACACAGCUAGCUUCUGUUACAGCUUCUGUAAUGGAAUAUUCAUUAAUUGUGGUGGUCACCCAAGGCCCAGGCUGACCAAAGGCAGUGAGGUUGCACGGGUGUCAUGAGCAGAGUUCAGCCUAUGAAAUCUUUAUUUCUGCUGGGACGUAAAGGGAAGGAAUGUAGUUAAAUCUCAAAUUUCAUACCGAGUUUGAAAGGCUACAAAAAUGUCGGUAUCAGUAAUCAUCUUGAUUUUAGAAUUCUGUGAGAAACAUAGGGCCUUAGCUGACUAUUUAUAGUCACUUUUCAGCCUACAGCUGUACCUCAGGUGUUUUAAUGAUUUGGGGUUUGGCUGUUCACAUUUCAUGUUUUAAUCAAAUUGAAUAUGUAAUCACAGAGAGACAUGACAUCGUUCAAUCUUGAUGGUUUCUUGGUUUUUUUAAAGUGGUUAAAGGGAAAUAAUCUAAAAUAGGAGGUUCUUCAAAAUAAUUGGUUGCAGUUUCAGGCAGAGGAGUUCUGAAAGUAUGUUUCUCUUCCUCCCUCUUCUCCUUUUAUUCUUGUCAGCAUUUGCCCAUUGGACACAUGCUGACAACCCUACACUGUUGUUGGAGGGGAUGAAGAGGUGAGUUUCCCAGAUGCCAUUCCUCUCUUUCCACUGCCACUACUGUGACUUUUAAUCUCCUGUCCUGUGGGCAAACUGGUCUCUCUGGCUGCUGUUAAUCGCAUCAGCCAUGCAGAGGUGAGCACAGCAAACAAGAAACCUUAAUUUUGUCAGAGCACAGUGUCAUGCUAGGACUCCUCUGUCCUUAAAGUUUCUCAUUUCUUGUAUGUCUGAGCAACAUACUGCUUUUUGAGCCUACAAAAAACUUGUCUUUUUGACAAUUAAAUAUAGUUUUGAGAUCGUAUGCUCUUUUUUUUUUUUUGAAGAUGAGACAGUUUGAAACAGUCCUAUGGGAACUGAUGAAAAAGUUUUAGUUCUGGUUCUCUAAAUGUAGCAAGGUCUGGAAGGAUUUCUUAUGAAUGUCUGUAUAUCUAUCUAUCUACUAGGUGCGGGAUUUUUUUAUGCUACCAGUAAAUAAAAUUAAUAAAAAUGCAAUAGGCCAAAUUGAGAUCCAGUAAAAGUAAAGGUGACUGCUGAUUGCAGGGGAAGCUGAGUUGGGUUCAGCACGGAUAGAAGUUGACAUUCCUGAAAGAAUCAAAAUCAAGCGCUUGUGAUUACCAGAUAUGUGAUGGAUUCUUUUCCGGAGCAAAACAUAUGCUCUGUGUAGACUAUGUGUCUCAGAAAGAAAAUGAAAGGAAAAAUAGUGCUUAGCAUUGCCUUUUUAAUGUAAGAGAUGGAAGAGAAAACUGGUAUUUUUCCCAUGCAUCUGUCCUUCCAGGCCUAUCCAUCCUUUAAGAGGAUUAUAUUCUUCUAAAUGACAGUCAUGGUUUACUAUGACUACCAAGUGGUACGUUCCCUUUCUGAAGCCCUUAGCUGUACUGGCCCUGUUUGUAUAAAAAUUCAGUAGAAAGGCAAACCGUAACGCGGCAUUAGUUGUUAACUGCAGUGAGCCAAGACUCUUCACUAUGAAUGCUCAUCUUUUGACUGAGUGUUUUGCAUUAAUAUUUGAAUUCAGGUAGUAAUACAGUUGUCACGCGAAUCGAGUGGGGAGCUGGGAGUGUACCUGUAGCCGUUGCUGCACCUAAUUGCCCAAGCAGAUUUUGUAGCAUUUGCUGGUGACAUCUUUUGACAUUAGUGGCUCUCCAUGUGACAUUAGCCUAGUUGUGCUGAGAUGUGGAGAUACUGCAGUCAGCAAAAUGAUUGCCCUGAUAGGGAAGGAAUGAAUUAUACUUCAAAGUAAAUAAACUUGCUUUUUCCAACACUGUGAGGUUUCUGUAAUAUUUAGCUUUUAUUUGGAAGCGAUAGCGUAUAGCAUUUUUUAUGCUGUUUGGUUUAUAUUUGUCUACUGCAGGCUUCUUUAUAUAAGCAUAGCCCAAUGCUCCCUACAUGGUGGACACUGUUUUAUAGUGUUCAGUUUGCCAGAAAUUCUGACUAGAAGUUACCUCUCUACAUCAGUAAGAUGAAAGUACUACUUGAAACUACAGUGAAGCCCACUUAUGUGCAUGCCGGACAAAGGGUAGCCUGUAAAGAAAACUUUGUCCCUCCUCUAACGAUACGGCUUCAAAUCCUGCUAAUUCGCUGAUGCAUAUUUAGAAUAAUUCCACGUUUAGGCUCUGCUUCUGCAAACACACGGGCAGAUGAUGUAACUUAACUCAUGCAUGGAGUUCAGUGGCCACAGUUGAGUUGCAAGCUAAGUGUCUGCAACAUAAAAACCUUUAUUUUGGUACAGCUGGGAGCAGAAUUGGUUUCUCGGUGUAGUGGGAUUCCUGUACUGGGGUUCCAGUCUUGUAGCAGGGAGUGAGUUGCCUUGAGAGAUGCUCAGAGCGAGCGUGAGCCCUUGUAGGUUAUUGUCUGAGGGCGUAAGAAGCUGCCGUACACUGGCAGAUUGUCAGGCUCCUGACCACACAGUCUUUGGGACACAACUGUUCCCAGCAAAUCCUUAUUCCAUUCAACUUGUAAGUAAAUUGGUGUUCCUUAAUUUUAUGUUUUCCGGAGUGAAAAAUCUUAACGUAUUCACAGCCAGGUGUGAUACAGCAUCUGCUGUAGUUGGUGGAAACUACUUUCUUUUAGCUAAAUUUACUCCACUAGCAAGUUAGUUACAUAAAUCUGCCUUUAUGUUAUCCCUUUACUGCCCGUGUUCCCAAGUUAAACUAUGCAUACCACAAAAACAGUUUCUCUGCAAAGCACUGGAAAAAACAAUUUUUUUCCCCCAUUAGUUCUGACCAGAACAAUUCUCUGGUCUGGCUUUGAAGUCGUUAAUGUGAGGCAGCAAAUGGAAUAAUGCAUAUUAAAUGCUUGACGUCAGACUAUUCUGGGUGGCAGUACCACCCCCACUUAGGGACUUCCAGGCGGUUUUUUUUUGAGAGUAGGAAUAAAAUUGGAAAUGGUAAAAGCAUUAAGUGUGUCCUAUGGACUCGCUAUCAGGAGGUUUUUUUGCUUUUAGAAGGCAAGGCUUCUAGCAUAAAUAUUGUCUUGGUGGUAAUUUAGAAGCUCUUUUAUUGAUUGUAACGUCCCCAGGCCUGAAUAUGCUUAAUUGCAUCCCAAUGAGAGAGACUAAUUAAACUUCUGGCUGUUGCCAGAUUACCCUGGGAUGAGCUCCAACAGAAGUCAGCGGUGUUGCAGAAUGAGAACUAUGUAAGCAAGAGACAGGGAGAUUAGUUUUACCUGCCAAUACAGUUGUGUGAACUAAUUUUGUAUGUUUCCUUAGAUUUGGUGCCUUGUAUCCAGUAAUAUUUCACAUGGGACAGAAACAUUGGGAAAUAAAUUGUGAAUUCCCCCCUCCUGACUGAAGCAGCAGACAGAUUUGUGGUUUUUUACAAGUACUCAGCAUCACUGACAUUUUUACAUUUUGUAUCUGUACGUGAAUGAAUUUUACCAGCAAGCUCAGAAGCUAGUAUUUUAGUAUUACACAUUUGAAAUCUCUGUAUUUGUAAUACUUCAAAUAACAGCUUGUUCAAAGGCGGAUUAGAUUUGGCCUUUUAGGUUUCUUACAUCACCCAGGCCCCUCCAGUCAGGUCAGUAAGUUGACAUCUGUCAGAGCAUAGAGCAUAGAGCAAGGAAUAAAAACUCCAGUGGGGUUUUUGCUAGAGUAGCUGUAGCUUUGGGAAGCACCUUCUGUUACAAACCUAAUGGUAAUUGCUGGUUUAGAAAAGCAAAAAAUACAGUUCCCAUUGACAUGGCAGUGUUUGCACAGGUUUCCUCUUAGCAGCCUUGCAAAUACUUCCACACGUGAGCAAAAGCAUGCCGUGGUAAUGCCUGCAUAAAUUCAAUAUGCAAUAGAUACAGUUGGGUAAGGUGGCCAAGUGUCCCUUCUUCAAAGGAAACAGUAAAAUCUGAACAGCAGCUCUGAACACUGCCUUUUUGUGUGCAUCUAAUCCCUUCAGCGGGUUUGAGAUCAGAUAGGGCAGACUUAGGUUGAGAAUUUAUUGCCUGCAGGAAUAUAAAACCUCAAUUCAGUGGGUUUUUUGGUGUCUAUUACAUUAAUAUUGAUACCUGUUUAUUGCAGAUGGGAAUGUGAAGCAUUGUAGCAAGCUUCUAAAUUUAUAAAAUCACGUUUAAAUGAUCAAAACCUACAUGCAUUAGUUACCUGUACCAACUAGUGAUUAUUUGUCUUAGUUGAUUUUAGGGGUAUGCCUUUAGGCCACUCCUGUUGUACUGAUUUUUAUUUUGUGCUUGUGUGUAUGGGUUCCACAUGUGAGCCAGAAUUCUUUCAAAAGACUUCUUAAGUCUUAAAAAUGAGCUUUGCAAUGUACGUUUCCAAAACGGGGGGGGGGGGAAUAAAAGAAGAAAAAAAAAAAAAAAAAAAAAA